UACAAAUUCAUUUUCUCUGUCGUAAUGUCCCAAUCCCACGUUAACGUGCCCUCUCAUUUAUUACCUCAAUACCUCCUGUCAGGUAUAUGGGAUUCUUCCGCCGCUAAACCACUGUUCGGGACAGAGGACGGAGCCCCAUUUGCGCCGUAACUCAGGCCAUCAUGGAUCGCUUUAGAAGGCAUCCGGCGGUGGCGGCAUCCCCAGCAAAAAACCCUGACCACAUAGGACGAUCAGUAAUAGGAGCUUUGCAGAGAAUUGGCCUUUCUCAUAAAACAAGAUCCAAAAUAGAAGAAGCUUUAGAUACCCCACAAGAUAUCAAAGGGCCGCUCGGACUUAAUCUCAUCCAUGACGUCCCAAAGCCUCUAAUAGACUUUAUUUUUGUCCAUGGUCUCGGUGGCGGCUCUCGGAAAACAUGGUCUAUGUCACCCGAUCCAAUGCAUUACUGGCCAAAGGAAUGGUUGCCACUAGAUCCUAAUUUUCGCCAUGUACGCAUACACAGCUUUGGCUACAAGGCAGAUUGGGAUGAGAGGAAAGAGAGCACACUGACAGUCCAUGACUUUGCCCGAUCUUUGCUAGGCGAGGUUAAAUGCAGCCCUGAUAUCCGUGGAAAUAAGACGAAAAUUGUCUUCGUUGCACAUAGCAUGGGUGGAAUUGUCAUAAAAAAGGCUUAUCUACUUGCUCGAGAAGACCCGCAGUUACGAGACUUGACUCGUCGUAUCCACAGUCUUUAUUUUUUGGCGACACCCCAUCGAGGUUCUCACUUAGCAAAGACAUUGUCAAACAUCCUCCAAAUAUCCAUUGGACCAGUUUCCUAUGGCGCAAAGCCCUUUGUUGCAGAAUUAAACCGCACUUCCGAAACGAUCAUUUCUAUCAAUGACAGUUUCCGACAUUUCGCAGAAGAUCUUCAACUCUGGUCGUUCUACGAAACAAUCCCGAGCACAAUCAUAGGCGUAGAUACAAUGAUUGUCGACAAAUCAUCGGCCACCCUUGGCUAUGCAAAGGAACAUUCAUCACUUUUAAAUGCUAAUCAUCGUGGUGUGUGUAAGUUUGAUUUAAAGACCGAUCCAAAUUAUCAGACACUUCGCAGGUCUUUCAUUACCACAAUAGACUUGAUUUUAUUAGAAGCUUCUCAGGCUUCGUCUGACGUCUUAGAACUGCAGCGACAGCAGCUCAUAAAAUUCACGGGGGUGGCUGAGCCACCCAUUGGGGAUCUAUCAACUCUAGAAAAUAUACGAGUUGCCGGUUCUGGCGGGUGGCUAUUGUCCAAUGAAGUCUAUAUCUCCUGGAGGGGAGAUGAGGACGCCAAGCGACGCAUUUUUUGUCUUUCUGGAAAGCCAGGUUCGGGUAAGUCUGUUUUGUCCAGCCAAGUAAUCACCGAUCUUCGAGACCGCGAAUUGAAAUGCUGCUUUUAUUUCUUCAGGCGUGGCAAUGCUACAAAAUCAACAAUUUCCGGAUGUCUACGAUCUUUAGCUUAUCAAAUGGCAAACAAUGACAAUACGAUACUGAAGAGAUUAUGCGAAUUUAAGCAAGAAUCUACUUCGUGGGAACAGUGGGAUGAAAGGACGAUUUGGCAAAAGUUGUUUCUUGGGUGCAUAUUCAAAGAUCACAGCUCAAAUAUUCACUUCUGGGUAAUCGAUGCUCUAGAUGAGUGCCGUUUUCUUCCACUCAUUCUCUCUUUAUUCGCCGAAAUCCCUCAACACUUAAGGAUAUUCAUAACCUCGGGCAAGUCUCCUGAGCUCGACAACUGCUUGGCCAACAUCACGCAUUUUACUGAGCACUACCAAGUUAAAGCUGUUGAUACACUUAAAGACCUAGAAAUCUUUAUUGAUUCAAAAAUACAUCUUCUUCCUGCUAGCGACGAGAAUGGGCAGCGGCUUUUGAAGCAGCGAAUACUUGCCAAAGCAUCUGGAUCGUUUCUAUGGGUUUCUUUGGUAGUGAAAGAGCUACAGCAGGCAUAUUCAGAGGAAAGCGCCGAGGAUAUUCUGAGCGAUUUGUCGACAGAUAUGAACGAAUUCUACGCUGGGAUGCUAGAAACCGUUUCCGCUAAAGGCCUUCGCACUACGACACUUGCAAAGGCCGUCUUUAUGUGGGCUUUAUUGUCAUCUCGCCCAUUGAAAGUUGAUGAGCUACAACUUGUGAUUAAGCUGGAUAUAAACCAGACUGUUCACAAUCUUAGAAAAUUCAUUUCUGCAAUAUGUGGCCAGCUGUUAUCCGUCAAUCAAAAAGAUGAGGUUGAAGCUAUUCAUCAAACCGCCAAGUCAUUUUUGUUACAACAGCAUAAUUUGCCUAACCUUAAGCUAGAGCAAAUAAGUAGCCAUACUCGAAUAGCCCAGAUAUGCCUUCAAAUCUUAACAGAAGACAUGCAGCAAUGGCAGACGAAAGGAGGCCUAAAAGAUGUCACAAGGGCACAAUUCCUAGAAUACGCUUGCGAGUAUUUCUCAGAUCAUAUCAAUGGAUGUUCAUCACAGGAUCCAACCAUAUGGGAUGCCCUUUUGAAGUUCUUAGACAACAAUCUUCUUUUAUGGAUAGAACAUCUCGCAGAAAAGAGAAAGUUGGGCCAUAUUACGCAAACUGCACAUAAUCUGCAAGCAUACUUGCAGCGCCGCAUCAAAUGUCUGCCACCACUAUCUCCACCCACGGAAAGACUCGAAGUCUGGAUAACAGAUCUAAUUAGACUCAGCGCAAAAUUCGGUCCAAAUAUUGAUAUUUCACCAUCGUCAAUACGUGACAUAAUCCCACAAAUGUGCCCAGUGGAGUCUCUCAUUUCGAAGACUUACAGAUCUACUCAACCUGGAUUAUGCAUAAAGGGGGAAUUAGACGAUAUUUGGGAUGAUUGCUUGGUUAGAAUCCACUACCCGACUCAUACAACCACCGCAGUCGCCUAUGGAAAGCACUAUAUAGCGGUGUCAGCAUCGGAUGGCACUAUAUUCCUCUAUGAUAAGGAGUCAAACUACGAAAAAUACAUGGUAGACCAUGGCGAAAGGCCAAAGGCUAUUAUUUUUAGCAGCAAGGACGAAUACAUGGCUUCGAGCGGUCUACGAAAAGUGAAGGUCUGGGACACGGCAGAGAAGACCCAAGUUUGGAGUUUUGAUACGGACCACGAAGCCCUAACUCUUCUUUUUAUUGACGACAAUGCUACUUUAAUUGCCGCCACUAAAGGCAACUACAUAAUCACCUGGGGAUUACUUGAUGGGACCGAAAUAGAGCGCUGGCAAUGGACGGACAGCAUACACAGUACAGCUCCCUUUCCAAAUCCAUGUCAGGUACCAAGAAAGGCAUUAUUCUCUCCGGAUUCUACAACCUUGAUUGUGAACUAUCGUGGCCUUCCGUUGUAUCUUUUUGCUCCGAGAACAAGGAAGUUUAUUGGCUGUUGCAGCAGAGAAGAUAUCAAACUUUUAGAUAGCCCUAAAAGUUUCGCGGAUUACAGCGUUGUCGAUGCACUUGCCUUCAAUCCAAAUCCAGAAAUCAACAAUUUAGUUGUGUCAUAUGGAUUUGGGGAGAUUGCAGUUUACGAUUUGCAUUCAGCUGACCUCUGCUUUCAAAUUCCAGAAGUGUAUGCUCACUACCUCGCAUGCUCACCUAACGGUCGCACACUCGUUACUGGGAGCGCCUGUGGCACAAUUAAAAUAUUUGAAAUUUCGGGCACUAGAGGAGAGACCCUUACAUCUAUAUACAAGAUUUGUCCUCAUGAAGAGGGUAUCCAAGGGAUUGUAUUCAGCAGCGACGGCCUCGGUUUUGCUGACAUCCUUCGUUCUCAGCUUCGUAUCUGGAAGCCAGCUGUGCUUUCCUCCAGUAAUAUGAAUGAAAGUGGUCAAAGCGAAUUUAGUCAAGCAAGUACGCUAGAGCCACUAACUGUCACCAUGCCUAAGCAUACGCUUGAAGCAGAAGUCACGGCGAUGUGCUUUCACCCAGAUGGGGAUUUUGUCUUCUGUGGAAAGCAAAACGGGGUCAUUGCCUAUUUUAAGACAGCUACUGCUACUCAGCGUGGGAUUCUAUAUUGUCAUUCAGCAAACGUCAGAAUAGUUUGCAUCGCCUACAUUAAGGAGAAUUCUCUUCUUAUUACUGGGGAUGAAGCUGGCCGUGUGCUUCUAACAAACAUCGAUGUUUCACAGCUUGAGUGCAAAACAGGCUCUGAAAUCGCGGAGAUACGUUUAAAAACUCCGCCGCUAGCUAUACUCGUGGCACAAUCUGGUUCUAGGAUACUCUUCAGAAGUAGGAUUUCGGCGGAGGUAUGGACCACAAAAGCCGAGAAAGUAGGUGCUACAAUACAUCACGAGAGUGACGACAAGAUGAACAUUGUGAAUCAUCCUGUCCUAACAGGGAAUUUUAUCGUUAUUGACCACAAAAGCAUGCGAAUUUAUUCAUGGGCCGAUUCGCUACAAGCAAAACUAUCCACCGACGAGACAGCACAAGCAUUAAACUUCAAUGUCACUCGUUUUUCUCAGCCUUUCCAACACCCAAUCCAAGAUUGGCAAAAUGAACAAAAGUACCAGCAGUCUUCUCGAUUCAUCGCACAUCUCUUCAAUGGAAGCGCCCAUUCUACUUCUUAUUCCGACUGCACCUCACUACAAGUAUGGCCAGCCAACAACAUCUCCGUUUUUGAUUCGUUCCCGUCGCCUAUUUCUAUCCCGGGGUUCGAUAAGAACUCGAAUAAAAUCUUGCAGAUUAUCAGCGUCGCUGGGAAUCUGAUAUUAUUCCUUGACAAAGAUUUUUGGGUUUGCAGCCUUGACAUGUCGAGAAUCACGACAAAUGGACAUGGCGUGAAGAGGCACUUUUUCUUGCUUUCGGAGUGGCAGAGAAAUUAUGAGGGGUUUAUCAUUGAAUAUCUUCCUUCGAGAUACCAGUUUGUAGUGGCAGUGAAUGGCGGUAUAGUUAUCAUAAGUAAGGGAUUGGAACUUGAGGCGCCUUGGUUCUCAUAAAUUGGAAGCUUCAAUUUCACUACAUAUCUGUUCCGGCCCAACCACGAAUAAGUGGUAUUCGCGAAUACGCUGGCCCAUUCGCGAAUAGGCUGGCCCAACCACGAAUAGGCCAACUACAAAUAGUAGAAGAGUAUAGCA
Molecule: messenger RNA, 5057 nt
Organism: Pseudogymnoascus verrucosus
Lineage: Eukaryota; Fungi; Ascomycota; Leotiomycetes; Thelebolales; Thelebolaceae
Exons: 5
Coding region: 162-4919 (1585 amino acids)
Molecular function (GO): protein binding
Source: RefSeq, a predicted model, not a curated record